Messenger RNA from Helianthus annuus (common sunflower), 2373 nucleotides. RefSeq names its product ABC transporter G family member 21-like. The coding region runs from base 119 to 2176 and encodes 685 amino acids. Gene Ontology annotation, molecular function: ATP binding; ATP hydrolysis activity; ABC-type transporter activity. Lineage: Eukaryota; Viridiplantae; Streptophyta; Magnoliopsida; Asterales; Asteraceae. Gene Ontology annotation, cellular component: membrane. The transcript is spliced from 5 exons. The record is from RefSeq and is a predicted model, not a curated record.
UUCUCUUCUCUGCAUGUGAACCUAUUUAUCCUUUAAAUUUCCUCAUACCCAUACUCUAAUCCAACUUUUACACAUUUUCACUUCCAUUUCUCUAGCUUCUUUUUACUUUUCUAUAACCAUGCCAGUUCUUGAGUUAGAGACUAGUAUUUCAAGUGUCACAGGAAGUCCAACUUCUACAAGACCUCAUGUUAACACAAGAAUGGAGAACUCCACCGUUCAUGCUGAGCCUCCAGGGUCGACUAAUAACACCAAUCCUGCCUUGGAAUCUAGAGUUUCAAAUCAAAACCAUUCGACACCAUCGCAAUUGCCUUUUCUACGCGAAUCUUUACGCCCUAUAACACUCAAGUUUGAAGAUUUGGCAUACUCUAUUAACUUGCAAUCUGGAGAAGAUCAUUGCUUUACUUCACAUGAAUCAAAGAGGACCCGGACUAUUCUCAGUGGAGUCAGUGGGGUAGUCCGACCAGGCGAAUUACUAGCCAUGCUCGGCCCAUCAGGCAGUGGGAAAACCACCUUACUAACUGCCCUUGGUGGUAGACUACUUGGAAAGAUUUCAGGCAGCAUAACAUACAACGGCCAACCUUUCUCAAGUUUGGUGAAGCGAAAAAUCGGUUUUGUGACACAAGAUGAUGUGUUAUACCCACACCUAACGGUUUUAGAAACCUUAACAUAUGCUGCAAUGUUGAGGUUGCCCAAGAAUUUGACCCAUGAAGAGAAAGUAGAGCAGGCUGAGCUCAUCAUAACCGAGCUCGGGCUAACAAGGUGUCGUAAUAGUCAAGUGGGAGGGCCACUAAUUCGUGGUGUUUCGGGUGGGGAGAGAAAGCGAGUUAGUAUUGGACAGGAACUGUUGGUGAACCCAAGUUUGUUGCUUUUGGAUGAGCCCACUUCCGGGCUGGACUCCACCACUGCUCUAAGGCUAAUGGCCACAUUGAAAGGGUUGGCUCGAGGGGGGCGGAGUGUGGUCACUACAAUCCAUCAGCCAUCAAGUAGAUUGUAUUGGAUGUUUGAUAAGGUUGUGGUGUUGUCUGAUGGAUGCCCCAUUUACAGUGGUCAGGCGGGUCGGGUUAUGGAGUAUCUUGCUUCCAUUGGGUUUGUGCCCGGUUUUAAUUCGAUGAACCCUGCUGACUUUCUGCUUGAUCUUGCUAGUGGGGUGGCUCUCGGUACAAACCCGGAUGAUCAUCAACAAUAUAAUCAAGGUACACCAGACCGCCAGGAAGAUCGUGACUCAGUUAAAUUGUUUUUGAUUUCAUCUUACAAGAAAACCCUUCAUCCUCUUAUUAAAGACGACAUCCACAAAAAUAACCAUGAUACAACUCGUGCUAUUGGAGGACCACAGUCUUCUAGAACAGGUUGUGAAAACAGAUGGACCACAAGCUGGUGGACACAAUUUAAAGUGUUGUUCAAAAGAGGUCUUAGAGAGAGGAGGCAUGAAUCAUACUCGGGUUUACGAAUUUUCCAAGUGAUGUCUGUCUCAAUCUUAUCGGGGCUUUUAUGGUGGCAUUCUGAUACAUCACACUUGCAAGAUCAGGUGGGUCUUCUCUUCUUCUUCUCAAUUUUUUGGGGGUUUUACCCUCUAUCCAACGCAAUAUUCACAUUCCCUCAAGAGCGCCCAAUGCUAAUAAGAGAACGAUCCUCGGCUAUGUACCGCCUCUCCUCUUAUUACUUCGCUAGAAUAGCGGGGGACUUGCCAAUGGAACUAGUUCUCCCUACUAUCUUUGUAACUGUUACCUAUUGGAUGGGUGGGCUCAAGCCUUCACUCAUCACAUUCGUGCUAACAGUUCUAAUCAUUCUUUUUAACGUGCUCGUUUCACAAGGACUUGGACUAGCCCUGGGAGCCAUACUUAUGGACCUAAAACAAGCAACCACCUUAUCAUCAGUGAUCAUGCUAGUGUUUUUACUCGCGGGUGGCUACUAUAUUCAACAGAUUCCACCAUUUAUCAGUUGGUUAAAAUACAUCUCUUUUAGCCAUUACUGCUAUAAGCUUUUAGUGGAAGUACAAUACAGUGAAAGUGAGGUUUACGACUGUGGUAAGGGUAUUCACUGUAGGGUUUCAGAUUUUCCAGGGAUUGAGUAUUUGGGUCUUGGUCACUUGUUGUGGGAUGUGGCUGCUUUGGGUGUAAUGUUGGUGGGGUACAGGAUUCUGGCUUAUGUAGCAUUGAGGAUGAACAAAUCUCUUUAAUUGUCUAGCCUUGAGUUCUACUUAUUUUAUGUCUUGAAUAAACCCCAAAGUAAAUAAGCGAAAAAGAAUUGAUUAUAUUUAGAUGGACUUGAUGCAAGGUUAGAAAUAGUUGACUCAACUUGUAACUGUAUAUUUAUGCAUUCUACCACUAUAUGUACGUUUUUGUAUUCAGCUAACUAAAAUUAUGGUUCUUGCUA